AUGUCGGCGCCUUCUGCUCUUGAAAGCCUGGGCAAAACUUUGACAGAGUGGAGACAGCGGGAGGAGGAGCGGAGAAAAGCUGGCUCCCAAGGUGACGGAGAAGGAUGGGACAACGACGACAUAGCUGCCAGACUGGAGGAGCAACAGGCAAAGCUGGAGACAGCCAACAAGGCCUUCGAGGCUGCGGUCCGCGCCAAGGACCGUCAUGCUUACUUCAUGGCGAGAGUGGCGCUGGGUCAGUGUAAAGAUGCAUAUGUGAGCUGUGAGCUGAGACCGGGUCAAGUGGUAAAGUCACCGCAGGCGCAGCUGGCAGAGUCGAGGAACGAGGCGAGCUUGUCGCUGAAGCUGCAGCAGCUCGAGCUGGACAUCGAGCACAUGGAGGCCCAGUCUCCUCUUGUUACUCUGUCGACCGCCACGUCCCUCGACAACUCGGCCACGGUCACGCCAAGGGAAGAUGACAUGUACUCGAGAAUGGAUGAGUAUGACGAGGCGUCUGCGGAUGAAACGACCAACGUCUCCAAGCACAACGAGACCGCAAGCUCGCGAGGCUCUUCGCUGGAGCACACAGACCUCCGGACGCACCUGCAGCGCUUGGAGGAGCUCGAGGCAGCCCUUCACUUGGAGAGGCUGCGCAUCCUCGACUGCAUCAGCAACGACAAGUCCUCCCCUCACUCCGCCGUCUGGCAUACCCAGAGACAGAACUCCAGACUCGUCGCAAAGAACGUGGACAGAAGUUUUGAGGAGCUCAGAGCAGAACUUCCCAAGUAUUCAAUCCGUGGUGGCAGGAGAGGAGAGCAUGUCCGAGCAGAGGAGGCGAGGAGGAUGCGGAGGGCAGGGGGGCAGGAGCGCCUGGACCCGCUGAGGAAGGGAGUGGAGGAAAUGAUGGAGAGGACGCGAAAUCUGUUUGGUGACAAGGAUGAAGACGAAACCUGCUGUCCAAGAGCGAGUGGGGAGACUCGUCGAUGCUUUCAUGGCGAGUGGAAACAAAGCAAGGACAUGCAACUAUCUCACAUGAAAACGACGAUGACAAUCUGA
Guillardia theta CCMP2712 is the source of this 1035-nucleotide messenger RNA. RefSeq lists its product as hypothetical. Bases 1 to 1035 code for a protein of 344 amino acids. NCBI's taxonomy places the organism in Eukaryota, Cryptophyceae, Pyrenomonadales, Geminigeraceae. The transcript is spliced from 11 exons. The record is from RefSeq and is a predicted model, not a curated record.